AUGUCCCACGCAGACAAAACAGCCCUCAUCAUCGGCGGCAGCCACGGCAUCGGCCUCUCAACCGCACAGCUCCUCCUCGACCAAGGAGCCAAAGUCCUCGUCACGGGCCGCAGCCCAGACCCCAUCCGAUCCGCGCAAGCACAGCUCGGCCCCGCCGCCAAAGUCAUCGCCUGCGACAUCACCUCCCCACCCGCCAUCGGCACCCUCUUCCAAACAGCCGAGUCCCUCUUCGGGACCGGCCGCACAAUCGAUCUCCUCUUCCUCAACGCCGGAUACGCCGCCCUCGAGCCCUUCCAGGACGUCUCGGAGGCCUCCUUCCGGCGGACCUUCGACACAAACGUCUUCGGCACGUUCUUCGUGGCGCAGAAACUCGCGCCGGUGAUGAAACCCGGGGGUGCGAUCGUGUUUACCACCUCUGUUGCGAAUCAGAUGGGCAUCCCGGGGAUGGGCGUGUACUCUGCCUCCAAGGCGGCCGUGCACUCGUUCGUGCAGACGCUGGCGGCGGAGCUGGUGGGUUUGCGGGUGCGGGUGAACGCCGUCUCGCCUGGUUUCGUGCGGACGCCGACGAUGGGUGUGGUGGGUGCGUCGAAGGAGGAGUUGGUGGAGUUUGAGGGGCUGGGGGUGCAGAGUACGCCGAUGGGGAGGAUUGCCGAGCCGGCAGAGGUGGCCAAGGCAGUGGUGUUUUUGGGAUUCGAGGCGACGUUCACGACGGGGGAGCAGGUGGUUGUUGACGGGGGGUUGGCUACGUUGCGAGUGCAUUGA
Aspergillus thermomutatus is the source of this 762-nucleotide messenger RNA. Its product is annotated as putative short chain dehydrogenase. The coding region runs from base 1 to 762 and encodes 253 amino acids. Gene Ontology annotation, molecular function: oxidoreductase activity. The transcript has a single exon. NCBI's taxonomy places the organism in Eukaryota, Fungi, Ascomycota, Eurotiomycetes, Eurotiales, Aspergillaceae. The record is from RefSeq and is a predicted model, not a curated record.